AUGCUGAAAAGGGAUCUCUCGCUUACAAGGCAACUACUCUCCCAACAUCACUCCCAGCUGAUGCCUAAGAAGCGAAGUUCAACUUGGUCGGACCUUCGAGCAGUCACGGCAAAACUUCCAUACCCCAUUGACCAAGAGGAGGUCAGAGCAUCGUUAAGACGCGCUGGAGCCCAUAGAAGACUCAUAAAGGAUUUCGCCGCAAGAGCACAGGUCCUGACGAAGUCAACCCGGUGCAACGUUAAAUAUCCUGAUGUCUGUGAGACCGCGUUCCCGUUUCUAAGAGAUCGAUUCAGGAGUUAUUCUAUGAUGCGCGGUCCUGACUGGAAUCACUCUUUUGAAGUGAUGUGUGAAGCUGGUGACCAUGCAAUCAGAAUAGUACUGAGUCAGAGAAUCCGAGGGAAGAGUCAUGUGGUCCUCUACGCGUCAAAAACAUUGGGUCAGGUGCAAAGAAACUAUGAUGCGACCAAAAAAGACAUCCUACAGGAAUUGAAGGUGCUGGAGUAUACUAACCGUGCGGCCAUCAAGUACCUACCAUCAAGGGAGAAGUCAAACCCGCAAUUGAUCAGAUGGUUACUCUUCCUACAGGAAUUUGAGUGGGAGGCAGUUGAUUGGAACAAAUGUGAAAAUACAGAGGCGAAUCACUAG
Salvia splendens (bonfire salvia) is the source of this 645-nucleotide messenger RNA. RefSeq lists its product as uncharacterized. The record is from RefSeq and is a predicted model, not a curated record. Bases 1 to 645 code for a protein of 214 amino acids. The transcript has a single exon. NCBI's taxonomy places the organism in Eukaryota, Viridiplantae, Streptophyta, Magnoliopsida, Lamiales, Lamiaceae.